Jatropha curcas is the source of this 926-nucleotide messenger RNA. Its product is annotated as ethylene-responsive transcription factor 9. Lineage: Eukaryota; Viridiplantae; Streptophyta; Magnoliopsida; Malpighiales; Euphorbiaceae. Gene Ontology annotation, molecular function: DNA binding; DNA-binding transcription factor activity. Gene Ontology annotation, biological process: regulation of DNA-templated transcription. The record is from RefSeq and is a predicted model, not a curated record.
ACCGCCCCAAUCUCAUCUCACAGCCACCGCACACAGCACAACCGUUGCUAAUUAACUUAUAAAGAGUAUCCAUAUAACCAUUCAUGAAAAAUGGCUCCCAAAGAGAAGAGCAACGCUGCCACUGAUCUCAAGAAAAGUAGCGGCUAUAAUGAUAAGAAGGAGAUGCAUUACAGAGGAGUCAGAAAGAGGCCGUGGGGUCGUUACGCUGCCGAGAUACGGGAUCCGGGAAAGAAGAGCCGGGUCUGGUUAGGCACUUUUGACACGGCUGAAGAAGCAGCAAGAGCCUAUGACAAGGCGGCGCGUGAGUUCCGCGGUUCUAAGGCCAAGACUAACUUUCCCCCUCCAAGCGAAAUAACACCAAUUAACACCAAGGUCGUUAACUAUACUGAUAACCAGAGUCCUAGCCAGAGUAGCACAGUUGAGUCCUCGAGUCCACCGGCAGCGCGUGAGCUCUCACGCGAUCUUAUGGAAAGGUUUCCGUUUGUUUAUCAGCAGCAGAAAGCAGUGGGUACGAUUUGGUUUUUGGACGGAAAUAUUAGGCCCGAAUUUGUGACUCACCGAUUCCCUGUUCGGUUUGAGCCAGUGGGGGUUGAGUUCAAUGAUGGAUUAAUGAGUGGAGGAACUCAGAGUGACUCGGACUCGUCGUCUGUCGUGGAUGGAAAACCAGCAAGGGAUUUCGAUCUAAAUCUUCUUCCAUCAGAGGAGGAAGAAGCUUGAAUUUUUUUUUUUAACUCCUUAUAUUAAAUAUUUUUGUCAGGCAAAUAAUUUUAUCAGGAUUAACAAAUGCUCUUAAUUAUCAUUAGAUUAAAAUGUAAAUCAUAAGUUAGGAAUUAGGAUCAAGUUCUUUUUGCAACUGAGAGAAAUAAUAAUAAUUUCUCUUUUGAGUUGUUUCUUUUUGUAAUAAUCUCAUAUCCACAGAUUUUUUU